UGCAGUGUCAGAGGGCAAACAGACGCCGGUGGCCGCCGCCGCCGCCAUGCAUGGUCCCGACGGAGAGGAGCAGGCGGAGUCGUGCCCGCGCAGCACCCUGCUAGACCAAAGCCGGAGGCACCGGACGGCGUUCACGCGCGAGCAGCUGUCCCGGUUGGAGCAAGAGUACGGCAAGGAGAGCUACGUCUCCAGGCCCCGCCGCUGCGAGCUGGCCACGGCGCUCAACUUACCGGAGACAACGAUAAAGGUGUGGUUUCAGAACAGAAGGAUGAAGGACAAACGGCAGAGACACUCCUUGCCCUGGCCUCACCCUCUUGUCGACCCACUGGGGGCGCUCCUUAUGGGCCGUGCCUCUCCUUCCUCCACCUUGCCAUAUCCCUUCAUCCCGCCCCACCUCCCACACCUUCCCCUUCACCACCACUACCCCAUGGCUCUCUCCUCACCAGUAUCCCCAGCUCACAGUCGCUACAGCGGACCAAUGAGAACCCUGGAUGCACUCCGACUCUCCCAGUACCACAGUAGACCAGGGGGGCUGCCUCCAACCACAGCAGCCCUCUACCCCUCCACUGGCAUCCUGCACCAUCCCGCAUCAUGUCCCUGCCCCCUGUGCCUGCACUGGGGGCCAGAACAACUGCUCAAAACCAGAGGGGAGCCACUGGGACUGAGCCAGCCACGUAGUCCCAAAUCCAACAUCCAGCCUGCUGGUCUGGAUCGGAGGGAAGAGAUGGUGUAACAACAGAUGGAUAAUCUCCAAGCCUGUCAAACUGCUGUCAAAUAAGCUGCUGGAAGGAAAAGUAGCAGUACAUUCACUGUGACUUCAAGUAACACUAUUUACAAGGUGGAGCACGCCAAGUCACAACAGCAAUCCACUCAAGAGUUCCACUAGCCACUGCAUAACUCUCAAUAACAGACGAGACUCACAAGCCCCUCAAAACAGGAACCAAAAACAUGCAAUUCAGAGUUUUUUUUAUCUAAAACAAUCACUUGAUGUUGCUCUUUAGCCAGCAGCAAAUGUAUAUAAGGUGACAAAUAUUUGCAAUGUAUUGGAAGGUAUGAAUGAAUACAAACCUUUUCAGUAGCAAGCUGUACAAAUUUGCCAAAUGCAGUUUCAUAUGGUGCAUGCUGCAUCCUAAAAAUGUUUUUCAGCCUGGUGUUAAGUGACUAAUUUAAGGGUCCUUUCAAAAAUUUAAAAAUAUGUUUUCCUCAUUCAUGCAUGGCUAUGUUUCUGUGUAGACUGUUUUGGUGAGUGUGGCAAGAUAUAUUGGCAGUAGAGAUGUCUGCUCUCAUUCCAGUAUAAUGGAAUUGGAAGUGCUCAAAGAUCCCAAAAAAUGCAUUUGAAAAACUCAUGGAAGGCUAGGUAACAAAGCUAACCUAGCUAACUAACAUCAAGGGACAACAUUAAUUUCUACAUCCUUUGAGUGCCAUCUAGUUCAAUUUUAUUGCAGGGAAGACAUCUGUACAACCAAUAUCUCCCAAACUCUGCAACUCACACUAAAACAACUGAGAUGAAUGAAAAGCACUGCAAGUAAGAAAAAAAAGUAUGUGUUUGGAUUUUGGGGUGAACUAUCCCUUUAAAAGUUUUUCAAUGACUCUAAAAUAGUUACUUUUUAGGAAUAAUUACGCUUUGUCUUUAGAAAGGGGAUUAAAAACAUACACUGUGGAACACGUCUCAGAAAAUAGUGUAUAGUUUAAUUUUUUGUUGCUUUUGUUCGAAAUUCACAAUGCCAGCUGUGCAGAAUAGUUUGAUCUUCAGAGUCAGUGAAGUCACUCUCUGUAAAAUUACAAUUGCACCAAGUGAAGAUUUAAUGUACAUUAUAUGGUUUUGAAGUUGGUUUCUAUUGUUUAGUCUGCUGUAACUCUAAAAAGACUACUGCUUUUAUUUAUUUGUACAACUUUAAAGUUUUAACUAGCAUUCAGCAACACAUGAGAAGAAAUCAGUACAGGCAUGGAGUCAUGAUGUGCUUAGCUUAGCAUAAAGACAGCUAGCCUGGCUCUGUCGGAAGUUUAAAAACACUCCCUCUAAAGCUCUUGUUUGUUGAAUCAGUUCAUUAUCAGAAAUGUUGUAAUUUUAGUUUGAAAUAUGUUUUGAUGCUAUUUCCUGAUGAACAAAAAUUUUUCCAUCUGCUCAGACCUUCUGUGUAGUGUCUCCAGUUAUGGCACGGGAUGCCAGAUUCAGUCACUGACCACUGGUUUUUGUUAAGGCAUAGGUAUGCUAACCUGGCAACUUCACUGUGAAACCACCCUGAGAAGA
Messenger RNA from Scatophagus argus, 2251 nucleotides. It is a transcript of the gene eve1, whose product is annotated as even-skipped-like1. Gene Ontology annotation, biological process: regulation of transcription by RNA polymerase II. Gene Ontology annotation, molecular function: RNA polymerase II cis-regulatory region sequence-specific DNA binding; DNA-binding transcription factor activity, RNA polymerase II-specific. The record is from RefSeq and is a predicted model, not a curated record. The transcript has 2 exons. Bases 47 to 733 code for a protein of 228 amino acids. Gene Ontology annotation, cellular component: nucleus. Lineage: Eukaryota; Metazoa; Chordata; Actinopteri; Scatophagidae.